UUAAGCGAGGUUUCAUCCUUUUUCCGCUCUCUCUCUCUCUACUGAUAACCUAUCUCUCUCACUUCCUCCAAUGGCUUCCACAGCUUCCUCCUAUCUGAGUCGUCACGCCCAAAUCUCCAAGUCCACAUGGCGAACGAACCCUCCAAAGCUCAACCACCACCAUAACCAGAAGCCCCUCAAGAACCUCCAUUUCCUCUUCGGUUCCUCUCUCCUCAAACUGUCUCUCUCCUCUUCUUCCCCUUUCCCUCUCACUCUCAAACCCCCUCCUUCCCCCGCUCCGCCCCCAGUCCUCGACACCUUCCGCGACAACGUCGCCGAGCUCGAAAACCUCGACACCGCAAUGACCUUCCAUAUCGAAAACAGCACCAACACCAGCAAUCCUAGGAUUUUUUUCCAGGACCCCCCGCCCUGGAUCGCAUCCCUUUUCUUGAAGGGGAUAUUCAAUGGCGGCGAGGCGGUGAGGGUGGAGUCGCGGGAAAUCGAGCGGCGGAGGUACAAUCUGCUGCGGCGGCGGCAGAUUAGGGCGGAGACGGAGGCGUGGGAGCGGACGGCGGAGGAGUACCGCGAAAUUGAACGGGAAAUGAGGGAGAGGAAGCUGGCGCCGAAUCUGCCGCACGUGAAGGCGCUGUUCCUCGGGUGGUUCGAGCCGCUGAGGGACGCCAUUGAGAGGGAGCAGAAGAUAGAGGGGGGAAAGCGGAAGACGGCGUUCGCACCGAACAUCGACUCGUUGCCGGCGGACAAGAUGGCGUUGAUUGUGAUGCACAAGAUGAUGGAGAUGGUGAUGGUGGCGAACCAGGACGGAUGUGUUCUGCUCGUCCAGGCUGCGGUUCGGAUUGCCAUGGCUGUAGAACAUGAGGUGAGGAUUAGUUGUUUCCUGGAGAAAACUAAAAAGAGUAAGAGAAUGAAGAUUGUAGCUGACAAUGAAGAGGCACUGAGCAAGGAGAAGGAGGUACUGAGGAAAAAUAUUAAUGGUUUAAUUAGAAAGAGAAAACUGAGUAAGGCGCAAAGGCUACUGGUAAAAGGGGAGUUUAAGCCUUGGAGCCGAGUUACCCAGGCUAAGCUGGGAAGUCGUCUGAUAGAAUUAUUAACUGAAACAGCUUAUGUACAGCCGCCACUUGACCAUCCAGUAGAUGAUGCACCUGAUAUUAGACCUGCAUUUAGGCAUAGAUUUAAGUCUAUAGCAAAGACUACAGUGCAGAGAUUUGUGAAGAAUUAUGGUGUUAUAGAAUGCGAUCCCUUACUUCUUACAGGGCUUGAUAAAACUGCUAAGCAUAUGCCGAUUCCUUACGUGCCAAUGUUGAUACCUCCGAGAAAAUGGAAAGGAUAUGACAGGGGUGGGCACUUGUUCCUGCCUUCUUACAUUAUGCGUACUCAUGGAUCUCGGAAGCAGCGAGAUGCAAUUAAGACUAUUCCCGGGAAACAGAUGCAGAAAGUAUUUGAGGCUUUGGAUAUGCUCGGAAACACCAAAUGGCGGGUAAAUAAAAGAGUGCUUAGUGUUGUGGAGAGCCUUUGGGCUGGAGGUGGCAAUGUUGCUGGCUUAGUUGACCGUAAAGAUGUUACGGUACCAGAGAAACCAACCUCCGAGGACUUGAAAGAAAUUCAAGAAUGGAAAUGGAGUGCGAGGAAAGCAAAGAAGAUAAACAUGGAGCGGCAUUCUCUAAGAUGUGAUAUCGAACUAAAACUUUCUGUGGCUCGAAAACUAAAAGAUGAGGAAGGCUUUUAUUAUCCUCAUAAUCUUGAUUUCAGAGGUAGAGCAUAUCCUAUGCAUUCGCAUUUGAAUCAUUUGAGUUCUGAUCUCUGUCGGGGAGUCCUGGAGUUCGCGGAAGGACGACCAUUAGGCAAGUCUGGGUUACGCUGGCUCAAGAUACAUUUGGCAAAUCUAUAUGCUUGUGGAGUUGAAAAGUUUUCGUAUGACGGGCGGUUAGCUUUUGUGGAGAAUCAUAUUCAUGAUAUAUUUGAUUCGGCAAACAACCCUAUUAAUGGAAAUCGCUGGUGGUUGGGGGCUGAAGAUCCGUUUCAGUGCUUAGCUGCUUGUAUUAAUCUAUCAGAAGCGUUAAAUAGCUCAUCGCCACAUACUGUCAUUUCUCACUUGCCUAUUCAUCAGGAUGGUUCGUGUAAUGGCUUGCAGCACUACGCAGCCCUGGGAAGAGACAGUUUGGAAGCAGCUGCAGUCAACUUAGUUGCUGGAGAGAAACCUGCCGAUGUUUACUCUGAAAUUGCUAGGAGGGUUCAUGAUAUGAUGCUGAGGGACAGCAACAAAGACCCAGCUAGCAAUCCAAAUGCUUUACUAGCCAAGAUUUUAAUUGAUCAGGUUGAUAGGAAAUUGGUGAAACAGACAGUGAUGACUUCUGUAUAUGGUGUUACUUAUGUGGGGGCACGUGAACAGAUAAUGAGAAGAUUACAUGAGAAGGGUCUUAUUCCUGAUGACAGGCAAAUAUUCAAUGCAUCUUGUUACGCUGCUAAAGUGACAUUGGCUUCCCUCGGAGAGAUAUUCCAAGCUGCACGUGCAGUUAUGAACUGGCUUGGUGAUUGUGCCAAGGUAAUCACUUCACAAAAUGAGCCUGUCCGGUGGACCACUCCUUUAGGUCUUCCUGUUGUGCAACCCUACUACAGAAGUGAAAGACAUCUUGUGAGAACAUCUCUUCAGGUUUUGGCCCUGCAGAGAGAGGGUACCUCUGUAGAUGUUAGAAAGCAGAAGUCUGCAUUUCCUCCAAAUUUUGUUCACUCACUCGAUGGUUCACAUAUGAUGAUGACUGCUAUUGCCUGCAGGGAUGCUGGCUUACGCUUUGCAGGGGUGCACGACUCCUUCUGGACACAUGCGUGUGAUGUGGACCAAAUGAAUCAGAUACUUCGGGAAAAAUUUGUGGAGCUGUAUAGCAUGCCAGUACUUGAGAAUUUGCUGGAAAGCUUCCAAACAUCAUAUCCAGGACUAGCAUUUCCUGCCCUUCCAAAGAGAGGCGACUUUGACUUGGAAGAGGUUCUUAAAUCUCCUUACUUUUUCAACUAAUCCUUCAAACGAACGAAAAUAGUAAGAAACUUCAUCCUCGGUAUAAUUGAAGAGUCAAUGAAGAAAAGUUCAUUCAGAAAUGGACCAAGGCUGAAAAGUGGAAAGCAAGAGACUGGGGUUGCUCCCAAGAAGCCAGAUGGAUUGUAAAAUUGAAUUCAUAUGGUUCUUUGGCCAAUUCGGCCGCGCUGGGGCUUCAAAACUGACAAACGGUGAUCGAGUUCAGUGUCUCAUCACUUGCUCUACAUUUGGGGGCCAGAGGGGAUAAAAUCAAAUUGUUCUACCAUGUACAGUACAGUAAACAACUUCUCCACUGAAGCUAAUUGUUCCAUUUCUUAAAUGCUUUUUUCUAAGGCAAGAAACAAGUGGGUGCAAAGUUCUUUCAGCGUUUUUGAGCUGUGGGGACUUGUUUUGUGUUUUUGAAGGAUGUAAAUAUACAUGUAUUCUGAUGUAUCACAUGUAUCUUUUGUACAUUACAACCGAAACAGAGGGAAUAUUACUGACAUGUGUAAGUAUUUAUUUCACAUUUUUAGCAAUAAAUCAGUAGAAUGAAAAGUAUUAUUCUUCAUUCAUUCAGAGGUAGUUCCUUAAAUGUUACAUCUCCAUUC
Molecule: messenger RNA, 3612 nt
Organism: Morus notabilis
Lineage: Eukaryota; Viridiplantae; Streptophyta; Magnoliopsida; Rosales; Moraceae
Product: DNA-directed RNA polymerase 3, chloroplastic
Exons: 19
Coding region: 71-3007 (978 amino acids)
Biological process (GO): mitochondrial transcription
Cellular component (GO): mitochondrial DNA-directed RNA polymerase complex
Molecular function (GO): DNA binding; DNA-directed RNA polymerase activity
Source: RefSeq, a predicted model, not a curated record